AUGGUAGUUAACGAGAAACGCUCAGGAAAAUUACGUAUAUGCUUCGAUCCACGAGAUCUCAACAAAGCUCUGCGUAGAGAGCAUUACCAACUCCCCACACAGCAGGAGAUAACAAGCCGCCUGACAGACGCCAAAUUCUUCAGUAAACUGGAUGCGAACUCUGGAUUUUGGCAAAUGCCACUUGACGAAGAGAGCUCUUAUUUGACGACAUUUAAUACGCCAUUUGGUCGCUAUCGCUUUACUGUGUUACCAUUUGGUGUCGUGUUUGCACAAGAGGAGUUUCAUAAAACUGUCAACGAGAAAUUUCAUGAUUUACCCGGAUGUGAGACGGACAUCGAUGACAUUUUGAUUUGGGGACGAACACUGGAAGAACAUGAUCAAAACCUUGAACGUGUUCUCAAUCGAGUGGCAGAUAUCAAUAUGACACUUAGCAAAGACAAAUGUCAGUUUCGACAAACCAAGAUAACCUAUCUGGGAGAAACGCUUACGGCAAAUGGUAUCAAGCCUGACGAGACCAAAGUUGAAGCAAUCAAGAAUUACCCCAUACCUACGAACAAGCAUGACGUCCAACGACUGUUAGGCAUGGUCAAUUUUAUCGCCAAGUUUGCACCGAACAUUUCAGACGUCACCGCACCUCUGAGAGAACUCAUCAAGAAGAACGUUGCAUUCCACUGGCUCGAAACACACGAGAAAGCGUUCCGAGAUAUACAGCAUUCACUAACUGACCCUGCUACUCUGCGUUACUACGAUGUAGCAAAACCAGUGACACUCCAAGUCGACGCUUCACAAAACGGUCUAAUUGGAGCUGCUCUAAUCCAAAACCAAGGUCCAGUAGCUUACGCAUCGAAAGCCAUGAACGACACACAACGACGCUACGCACAGAUCGAAAAGGAACUGCUGGCUGUUGUUUUCGCUUGCAAAAGAUUCCAUCAGUACGUUUAUGGUAAAACCAUUACUGUCGAAAGUGACCACAAACCUCUGGAAGCUAUUCUCAAAAAACCCUUGUCACUUGUUACGAUAUGUACGGGCUACCUGUACCGGUAG
Molecule: messenger RNA, 1044 nt
Organism: Paramuricea clavata
Lineage: Eukaryota; Metazoa; Cnidaria; Anthozoa; Malacalcyonacea; Plexauridae
Source: the annotation of a GenBank genome assembly